This is a messenger RNA of Aplysia californica (California sea hare), 3586 nucleotides long. RefSeq lists its product as uncharacterized. Lineage: Eukaryota; Metazoa; Mollusca; Gastropoda; Aplysiida; Aplysiidae. The record is from RefSeq and is a predicted model, not a curated record. Gene Ontology annotation, molecular function: protein binding.
CGACUUUCUUCCACCAUCAUGGGUUAAACUGCGUAUACUUGCAGCAAAACUGGACACGGCCUGAUACAACCCCGAGUACCAUCAGCUGGACCACUUCGCUGAGAUAACUGGACUUGUGACCGCCCUCACACAACAGAGGAUAAAAAGUAUUUUCUUAAUAAAGAGGAACCAAGUGGAAAUCUUCGGGUGGCUUACUCGCGACAUGAAAUGUGGGUCUUCUCCUGACCCCUUGCUCAGCUUACACUACUCACCACGGUACUCUACCCAUGUUCCAGCUGCCCACAGUAACGGUUCCUGCCUGUGCCAUGUGACAGGGAUUUACCGUAUUCUGUACGGCCAUCUCCGGCGUGACAGGGAUUUACCGUAUUCUGUACGGCCAUCUCCGGCGUGACAGGGAUUUACCGUAUUCUGUACGGCCAUCUCCGACGUGACAGGGAUUUACCGUAUUCUGUACGGUCAUCUCCGGUGUGACAGGGAUUUACCGUAUUCUGUACGGUCAUCUCCGGUGUGAGCGGGGUUUCUCCUAGUCUACACGGAUGCCACUGCACCUUGCCUCCGCUGUCCCGUGCCACGUGAUUUUCUUUCUCGCCUUUCUGGCAGAACUGAGCCACCAGCAAGGCUGUGGAAAUCACGUGGUUUGCACAGGACAACGCCCAAAACUGUCUUCCGGUUGCUGCCCCGUACAAGCUGGACAACCAUGUCGGCCGGCGGACGGGGGGGAUUGUGACUCCGACCUGGGAUUCCACUGUGGUUUGGAGGGCGGUGCCCGUAUUGCAAAUGGAAGUGGGAUAUGUCAAGGUCAGUACGAUCUCCGUGCGACGUCUAAUGGGCAGAGGGAAGUGGAGUUAGCGUGGUCACCCUUCGCCCCGCCUGACUAUUUGUUCGAGUACGUGCUCUUCAUGCGAGAGGGCACCUUCAACUAUGAUAUCAAUAACUGGAAUCAAAUAGAACUGUCGAAUUCUGCGAGCAUAAGGGUUUGCAAUACCAGGUGAACCAGACUUUCGUUCAUGACUGCGAAGACAACUGCACGUGUUUGGCCAAUGGUCAGUUCGAGUGUUUCCCUUUGUGUCCGGAGCAGGGUAUCCCGGAACUAGAAGAGGGCUGCCAUCUCACCCAGGGCAACCACUGCUGUGAAGUUCGAGUCUCGUGCUCUGUUGGUGGAGAGGUCUGUGACGUGGAAGGCGUGAAGUACUCACACGGUGAUGAGUUUGAGUCGGGCUGCAAACAGUGCGUGUGUAUGCACGGAGAGUUGGAGUGCCAGUACCCGCCGAGUUGUCAGGUUUUACAACCGUCAGAGAGCUGUCCGAACCCGGAGCCCGUGGACGUGGAGGGAGCCUGUUGUCCAGAUUGGUCCUGUGAUGUUGACGAACUGAUCCGGAGAAUGUUCGCCCUGUCGUACAGUCCCGUGACUCUCACUCUCAGCUUCGAGGUGGACGCCGUGGCGGAACAGAAUGGUGUCGCCGUGUACCCAGAGUACGAGGUGAUGUACACCAACACCACUGAUCUCACCCACAACUGGCGCCGGCGUGUGGUCCGGCCCGUGGACGUCAGACUUCACCAGGAUCAGUCUCAAGAGGAGCAGCCGGACCAAGCGCUGACCACUGAGAGAGCCAUUGUGGUGGACAAUCGUGCAUACGUCACCAUAGCCGGCAUGUACCCCAACACCACGUACUAUGUGAAGAUUCGUCGACUGGCUGAUGAUGCGACAGACCAAGGGGACCUAACGUCUGCUAACAGCACACAUCACCAGACAUCUGCCAUGGUGGUGAUAAAAACUAUGCCCUUGAAAAGUGUAACAUCGUGUUUUCAUGCUGGUCAAGAAGUGCCCCACGAGGAACAAAUUCCAAGUCAUUGUAGCCAGGUGUGCACUUGCCGGUUCGGCCAGAUCGUGUGUGAGAGCGCGUGUCCAUCAGAGCAUGGCCUCAUCGCCGUGUCUCCCUCCUGCCCGCGACCACGUUUAGAGAAGACGGGGGGAGAAUGCUGCCCAACGUGGAAGUGUUACCCUUCUGAAAUAGCCUCUCCGUUGGGCGUGGAGUCGUCCAUUCUCUUACGGUUCCGGGGUUCGUGUACACAGCCAGUCUCUAAACUUGAGGAAGAACUCGGCCAGCAAGUGUUCCUCAAAGUUGCCGCUCACAUCCAGAGUGUUUUAGGCCAGGGCAGCCUGAGUGGUCAGCUGAGAGACGGGCUGCGAGUGGAGCUAAAGUGUGACGUCAUGCCGGAGCAGACGUCGGAGGAAAGAAGGAAGCGGUCGCCGGAUGAGGGUGCUACAGAGGAAGGAUUCAUCAAUGUGGUGGUCAUCUUGCACUCAAACUGGAGCAGUUCAGCAAGCGACUUCCCUAGUACCGGGGAGGAGAUGUACAAUGCGAGUUUACGACUGACCAGUGUGCUCAACAACAGUCGGGAUGUCUUCGAGGCAGGAGGUACCGCUCUCACGACACAGUCUGCACAGUUACAAGCGUUUCACUUUCUAUGUGACACAGGCUUUUCCUACCAGAAAGGAUCUUGUGAUUGAAUACAGACGGGCCAAUGAUUUGAGCUGGCUGGCCACCGGCCGUAUCCUGCCGACUGUGACCUCACAAACAUUAAACCAGCUCUCUCCAAAUCAAGAGUAUGUUGUUCGACUGUUGGCCUUGACCUUUUGGCCAGGCAAAUCAAAGUGGCCAAUGGCAACAGCACAGUUUACUACUGAUCCAUACGACGCCUCUGCGAGUACCGGAUGGACAAUAUCACUUGGAGAUGUAACGAUCGCCGAGUCCUAUGCGAUCUUGUCCUGGGACCCUUUGCCAGAUACGGUGAGGGAGCGCGUCUCUGGGAUCAGCGUUGCCUACAGAGUAUGGCCCACCAAACAUUUUACACACAAACUAAACGUACCAGACAUCGGCCAGACGCACGUGAAAAUGACUGAGUUGCAGCCCAGUAUGGCGUAUGUGGCCGAGCUCGCUCUCCUGAUGACAUCCGGAGCUGUCCUUCACUCUCAGCCUAUACAUUUUGAGACCAAGGCGAAAGAAACAAGUCACUAACAACAACUACACGGAGACGGAGCCAGCCGCCAACCCAGCCUCAGUGUGAGGAAGUCGACGAAGGAGACAGUCUCAGAGGGCUAUAACUGUGUCAAGAAAAGUUGCAUUCAUCGACACCGGAAUAUAAUCUUAGGAUUAGUUGUGUAUUCUGUUGUUGUUCAAGACUGUUUUGUUUGCUUGUUUUAGUAUUUUUGUAAGAAAAUAAGGCAGUGUGCUUUCAUCUUCCAGAGGCAGAUAGUGUGUGGAUAUAUCGGUACUUACUUUGAUUUGAUUAAUAUUAUGUCGUCGAAGGUUGGUUUUUAAAAAAAAUCUCUUUGGUAUUUUAUUGUGAGUGUUUGCCCUCGUUGGAUUCAAAGGGCAAAAGGGCAUUCACCCUAUCUACUCUAGUGCCACCUAUGCGGAAGAGGCAAUUUGGGACAUAGUGAUACAGUAACUUGUUGGACAAUACAAAAUGAUUUGUUGUUAUUUACAUAAUUUGUUGUUUUACCUUCAUGUUUCAUCUGUUUGUCAUCCAUGUAUCCAGUAUUCUCAUUCCAUUUAAAACAAAUAAAGAGUCCCCUUUUUUA